Molecule: messenger RNA, 2211 nt
Organism: Ceratitis capitata (Mediterranean fruit fly)
Lineage: Eukaryota; Metazoa; Arthropoda; Insecta; Diptera; Tephritidae
Product: trophoblast glycoprotein
Exons: 2
Coding region: 56-1366 (436 amino acids)
Cellular component (GO): membrane
Molecular function (GO): protein binding
Source: RefSeq, a predicted model, not a curated record
UCAACGUUUAUAUUUUACCAAUAAAUUGAGCAGUCCUGACAAAUUAAGACACAAAAUGGAAGCCACUUCAAACAUUAAAACACAUUUGCUACUUUACGCUUUACUCGCCAUUGCGUGCCUCUGUGUCACAGCGUCACCACCGCCCACAGGUUCAACCAGUUGUGGUCCGAAUUUUCCCGAAGCUUGCCUUUGUGGUCACGAACUAUAUGAAGGCACCGUUAGUUACAUUGUGAACUGUACAAACACCGGUAUUCACAACACCACCGUACUGGAAUUUAUGCCAGAGGAGGUUGAAAUUUUAAUCUUCACCGGCAAUAUUGUACCCGAGUUACCUUGGAAUGUGUUCGGCUCGAUAAAUGACUAUAAAAAUCUCAGAAUUGUAGAUAUGAGUAACAAUCACAUACGUGAAAUACGUGGUAAAUCCUAUCAUCACGUACCGAAUGUGGAGCGUUUAAUUUUGAAUCACAACAAUUUGAGCAUUUCACGUGAAGACGACGAAGUCAAUCAUCACCAUCCACGUGUAUUUUCCAAUUUCUUAAAUCUACAAAGUCUACAUCUUACCGAUGCCUUUGCUGAUAAUAGCUCGCCACAAUUGAGUGAAGAUUUGCAUGAUAUAUUCGUUAAUAGCCAAUUAACGAAGUUGCAGAAACUACAUUUGGAGCAAAACGAAAUUACGCACUUCAAAGAUCGCAACGUCUUUUGUGAUCUGCCCAGUCUGCGUGAUUUACAUUUGGGCGAUAAUCUACUGAAAGAGAUCAAUUUUGAGGUACGCUGCCUGAAGAAUCUUCGCUUUCUCGAUUUGGAACGCAAUAAGUUUGAAUAUGUGAAAACACACGAUAUGAUGUUGUUGAACGAGUUGGAAACACGCAGCGAUCGCACCACUAAUCUCAUUGUCGACUUUAAUCUUAAUCCCUUUCUCUGCGACUGCAAAAUAAGCUCAUUCCAUACGUGGGUGCUGUCGACGAAUGUAACUGUGCGUAAUAAAAAGACACUAAUGUGCUAUCACAACGAUGUGGAACCACUGCCCAUAAUGGAAUUAAAUAUGGAUGGUUGUGCGGCGGCAGUAGCGGCUGCGGCAAUGAUGUUCAACACAGCGACAAAUUCACAUUACGGCAGUAGCAGCUUCGAUGAGAGUAUAGGUGCUGAUGGUACGACGUCUGGACGGCCGCAUAUGAAUCAGCAUACCGUAACACUUAUCUUCCUACUGAUCGUAUUGAGUAUGAUAUUGGUUGGACUGGUGGUAGCGCUUGUAUAUGUGAGUCGUGAUCGUAUUAAAUAUAUAAUUACGCCCGUUUUUGAUAAUGUAGCCAAGAAGGUGCAAUACACAUCGAUAAAAGAUGAAGAUUGUCCGGAAGUGUAUGUCUAAAGCGUGCUGUGAAAUGGACGAGCACGAAAUGAAAGUAUACGAAUGAACGAACUUUGAAAAGGAAAUGGCGGCCAUACUUGACAGUCAAAUAUAUUUGACAUAUAUCGUACGCGCAACAGUUCGAGAGCUUUGUUGAGCUAAUGUCUUCAAUUACCACCAAUUAGUUGAUAACACAGUCUGAUAGCCACUGAUGGAGGGAUGUUUAAAAUAAAUGUAGUGGCAUGGAUUUUGUAACUAAUAGAAAAUUUACUUUGUGCCAUUUAGAGACAAAAAUUACAAAACAAAACAAAAAAACGACGAAACGAAACAAGCAGAAGAUAAAUAACACAUACACACGACAUAAAUAUAUAUACAUUUAUAUAUACUGAAGCUUGACUUAGCAUGAGAGGAGUUAUUGAAACGUUUAUAAAAAGACAAGUAGUGUCACAGGAAUUGUUACAAGCCAUGAUCUACAUACAUUUAUAGAUACACAAAUAAAUACAUACUAAUAUACAUACAUAAAUACAUAUUUAAUAUAUGUAUAUCCGCAUAAUAUUAGCAUGUAUUUAAAAUAGAUAUUUGAUAUUUUCACAAAAGAACAUGAACAUAUCACAACAGCAUUUGUCAACAAUAUAGUUUUAUUCAAACAAUAAAAACAACAAUAAAAUGCAGUGAAAACGGCAGAAAAGCAAAAAUACCUACAACAUAUAAGAUAAGAAUAUAUUUUUCUAGUUUUAGGCAAAAGUGAUUGCAUUUAAAAAUGAAGUUAUCCGAAAUGAGCUGUUUGCUAUCGUCAAAAAAAGAAUAAUGCAACCGUUAUUAAUUUGCAUUAAAAUUAAAAAAAAAAUAUUGUUUUUCUUAAAAGA